Messenger RNA from Guillardia theta CCMP2712, 1497 nucleotides. RefSeq lists its product as hypothetical. The coding region runs from base 1 to 1497 and encodes 498 amino acids. The transcript has 3 exons. Gene Ontology annotation, molecular function: DNA-binding transcription factor activity, RNA polymerase II-specific; zinc ion binding. The record is from RefSeq and is a predicted model, not a curated record. Gene Ontology annotation, biological process: regulation of DNA-templated transcription. NCBI's taxonomy places the organism in Eukaryota, Cryptophyceae, Pyrenomonadales, Geminigeraceae.
AUGGAAGAGAAGACGGAAAUGUCACCGCUCCAGCUGUAUUCGCAGAUAAAUCAGUUUCAGCCAAGCUUGCCACUACCGGUAUUUGGUUCAUCAGGAAUAACUCUUGCACCACCACUCUCUAUCCCUGCAAAGGCUGCGAAAGAAACCCACUGGCUGCCUGCUCUAGAGCCCUAUUCGACACCAUCAGCUGCUUUUCAAAGUGAGAUCAAUGAUGCUUUGAUUCUGCUGCCUGUGCCAGAAUUGGUCACCCCUCCUGACUCUGAUAGCGCUUCUCGCUUCGACAAUAUUGAAACCAGUCUGAGCUCUGAUGACGGGCUUCCAUUCGGCCUAGAAGAGCUGGACAAAACUCACGUGUUUGAUGUUGGCGAUGAGAAAGCGCUCAGGAAGCGUCUGCGCAGGCCUCACUCCCGUUUGCAACAUCAUGGCGCCUGCUACCAGUGCAGAAGGAAGAAAUGGAGGUGCUCGAACAAUCGCCCAUGUGAGAAAUGUAUCGUCUACGGGACAGCUCAGUCAUGUGACCAACCAGACUCCGCCCGUUACGUUGAACGCCCUAUCUCUUCGAGAAUGUGCAUCGAGAUCCAAGACGAUGUCUAUGCGAACAUGGUAGCACUGAAAAACGCGUCAGUGUCGGAGGGAGUCAACUUUGCGCUCGUGCGCAUCACGUGGGAGAUCGGUAUGAGUGUGAAUCAAGUGCUGCAGGCCUUCAGGUUCUUGCCGCCCAACGCCAAGAAAGUGAUCGAUGAGUCCAUACAGGCAGUCCAGGCGCAUGCGCAGAAAACUCUAAUGAAGCGACAGUCAUGCAUGACCACUCUCAAAGAACUCGUCGCCAAGCAGGAAGUUGGCCGCAUCUCGGCUUUGGGGGAACAUGGGGCUGUGGACGACCCGCCAGAAGCCUCGGACGAGCGUUGGGGCCACGGGCGGUGGUUCUCCAUCGAGUUCGACAAGAACACCGCGACAAGAAAGUACUGCAAGGUUGGGUCAGAGUGCGCAGAGCUGCAGGGAUAUCAUCCUGAAGAAUUUCUGUCGCGUUUCGCCGAAAACAAUCUUCCUAUCCACACCACACAGUUCGACAUGCUGUGUAUCGCCAUGGAUACCAUCUGUCGGUAUCAGGAGAACAGGCUGGUGAAGUACUGGAGGCUACAGAAGCACACGGACGACCCUCAGGUCUUCAACACUGUUUUUGUGCGCUGCAGCAUCAUCCGAGACUUCGAUGCUAUGGGAAGGAAGAUUCGAACUUCGCUAGUUUACGACUACCUUGACGAGAAAGAGUACGAGAGGCUAUCAGAGAAGGCUCACGAAAAGGGAAGUGAAGACGAUCUGCUGGCGAUCUCGCUGCUCCCAAAGCGAUCCUUCAAGGACUUCAUUUCAGAACACAAACGCGAGCUGCAGUUUUCUGGCAAACUGUUGGACAUGCGUAAGAAGAAAUCAGGCAAAGAGAAGCUGGAUGAUUUCGUGAAUCGGUUGCAGCGAAAUGUCAAGAGGCUGAUGGCUGAUUGA